Messenger RNA from Aspergillus wentii DTO 134E9, 1135 nucleotides. Its product is annotated as class I SAM-dependent methyltransferase. The record is from RefSeq and is a predicted model, not a curated record. The transcript has 2 exons. Bases 155 to 793 code for a protein of 212 amino acids. NCBI's taxonomy places the organism in Eukaryota, Fungi, Ascomycota, Eurotiomycetes, Eurotiales, Aspergillaceae.
GAGCGAACAUACAGAGCUGCAGCCUUGCCCCCAUCCUGGUUUCUGACAGCUCGUUGAUUUUGAAGCCAAUUAACCAGUUGGAGAGACUCGGGACAGCUGCAUCCUGUGUGACAUGGCUUGGGCUGACUAAAUUUGGUGCUUUGUUCAAGACGUUAUGCAUCGCAAUUAUAGAGACCAACGCCAAACAAGAUUUUCUAUCCCUUCCAUCAUAUUCGUCCCCAAUCUAGCCCUUUCCCCAACCGUACAACAUGGGAGUAAGAAAAACAAGCCCAAUGAUGUCUAUGUCUAUAGCUUCCCAUACCUUGUCGAUUACUAUGACAUUGUGGCGCCCAAUUCCAAAUCAGUCGACGAUGCCUCUUUCUACUGGCGCGUCUACAACGAACUGAAAGCUCUUCGCGCCCCAUUCCCUGCUGAUCCCUUUAUCGUCAUGGAUGUUGGUACCGGAACUGGUCGCGUUCUUCAUGGCCUCGAGGCCAGUGCCAUUGAGGCUGGUGCCGACCUAGUCGAUACGGAGUUCCUAGGCGUCGACAAUGCCCCGCACAUGCUAGACAAGGCGCGACAAAUCACUACUGGACUGCUCCAGAACCGCGUAAGCUGGGUCCUGGGCUCUGCGCUGGACCUCGAGGCCACCAUAGCGGGGCGUGGCGACCUGAAGGUCGGCUUGCUGAUCUUCUCCAUCGGAUCCAUCAGUCACCUAUCCGAGGACAGACAACCCGAGACAUUUCUGGAGGAAGUGUCCAAGAUUCUGCGCCCAGGGACGGGUCGGGCCUCUGUGUGGUGUAUCGAGAGAUGAACCAUGGUGGGGAGCUGAAGGGCAAGGCCAAGCAUAUCCGGUUUAACAUGCAGGUGGUCGAUCGUAGCGAGGAUGAGGAGAAGAUCAUCGAGGAUAACCAAGUGUCGAUGAAGAUACGGCAGUGGGAAAUAGAUGAACUGGUGACCAUGGUGCCUGAAUCAGGACUGCAUUUGGUGGAGAGCGUGAGGGGGAAGAACGAGACAUUCUAUGCGUUGAAGAUAGACGAGUAGAGAUUGUACAGGGAUAUUUUUAUAACAAUAUCUUAGAGUGUCUUUUUCUAUCCCUUGUCUAUCACGUGGCUCUUCGAAGAAUGGACGAAGAAAUCCUGUCUUCUUCCUCAAU